AUGUCUUCCGAAUUUGAUGAGGUUGGUCGACUUUUUAUUUUCAAAGCGAACUUUGAAGGAAAAUGCGGGCUCUGAAAUUGAUACUUGGAUUUAUUUUCUGAGGUCUCUAGAGUGGCUACUUCUAAUGUUCAAAUUUUUCUUUCUGUUUUAAAGUUGAGAAGGUUUCUCAAGUAAAGUGUGUCCUCACCGGUCAACAUUCGAAAACUUGAAGGCUGGCUAUAAUACUUUGCAGUUCAAAAGUGGCUUUUUAAGAGCUCCUCUAAGAGCCCUAGAGCGGCUACUUCGGAUAUUUAGUCUGUAUUUGUUUCGGUUGAAAAGAUCUCUCAAGAAUAAUCAUCGGUCAACAACAAUUUGAAUCCUGACUAUAAUAUUUUGAAAGUCAAAAAGGCCUUUUCAAAUUAUACUUUAAGAACUCUAAAGUGACUUUCUAGGCUAAUUUUUUUUCAACUUUGUAGAGAUUUCGCUUUCCAUAUUCUGUAUCAAGAUUUGAUACACAUUAUUUUUGAGUUAUCGAGUUUUCGAAGAUUCUGCAGCUUUUCAAUGACCACUGGAGGGGCUACUUGCAGUUUUCAGUUUUUUUUUCGAAAAAAAACUUUCUGAAGAGAAAAGCUUGAAAGUUUCAGUAACUUUUCCUAACUCUUCGAAAUAAGAACGUCCAAGGCUUGAACAUCCAUUCAUUUGGCGGCAAUUCCUGGGGCCGGCCGUCGAUUUGGCAGGUUUGCCAAUUGGUCUCGACGGACGGACGGCCGAGAACACGCAUGAUUGAAUCAGGGCCGGCAAGGAGGAGGAGGACGCCAGCCGGCUGGCUGGACCGCCGCACUUCUUCUCUCCCGGCCAGGCUUCGACCUCCUUUGUCUCCUUCCGCCAGAGGAAGACCGAUUUAUUUCCGAUUUUUCCUUUCUUUUCGCAAACUUCCGAACCAUCAGAUUUAAUGAUUUUCAAUAAGAAGUGGUUUUUGAAACUUUUUUCUGAGAUCUGUAAAAGGAUUAUUUCCAAAAGCUGAGUCUUUCCCAGUCGAGCUUCCAUCACCUUUUUUUUCUUCCUUGUGUUCUUCCUGCGAAGCAGAACCUAUUAGUUUUCGACUUUUUUUCUAUCUGCAAUUUAUGAUCUUCGUCAGGAUUACUGAUUUUCAACGAUCAAAAUGGAGAAGUUUUUGAAGAGUUUUGAUAAGUCGAAUUCAAAAAAAUGUUUGAAAAAAUCUUGAAGACCAAAAAGUUGCAGAUAGUGAAGAAAAUGCCAGGCCCUUUUUUCAAUUUCAAUUUUUUUUUUUUCUUAUCGAAGUGUCUGGAACUAUAGGCUGAAACUUACCUGAAGUUCUACAAAAUCUGUGAAAUCCCGGAAACAUUUAUUAAUUUCAGAACGAAAAAAGAAGAAUGGAUCAAAAAUCUUAGGAAGUUUUAAUAUUUGCUUUCUGUUUCUUGACGUGCUAUAUUUCUGGUAGGCUUCUCGACCUUCCCACAUUUAUAUAAAGCCGCUGACGUCACUGAAGGAAUUUUCAAAUGCCAAAAAGCGCGCCAAAAUGUCAGUUUCGUGCAUAAGAAACGAGGCAGAAGCUGAACUUUCGGGGUGGCCCAAGGGACACACUCACACACGUCCAUACAUUCAUCCAAUCGUUUAUUAUGCCCAUUCACACGCUCGAGCAAGUGUCCCCCCAGCUGGCUCCGCCCACUUCUUUUUGUGUGCUCCGAGGCCAAAUCUACGCUCCAGGGGGUCAAAAAUAUAGCAACUUUCAGCGUUUCUUCAUGGCGGUUUAUUUUUAAUUCUUUUCAAUUUUUUUGAUUUUUCAUCUUUUGGAAGUUUCACCAAGGUUUUUGUUUGAAAUGGAAAAUUACGUUCACAAAAUAAUUAAUUCGCAUCGGUACCAAGUUUUUUUAUUUAUUUGUUCGACAAUUGGAAAAAUAUAUAUAUUAAAUGUUUCUUGAAAAAAAUUGAGAACAAAGCGAAUAUCAGUCGAAAAUUAAAUUUCUUUAAUGCCGUGUUCAAAGUAAUUUCCGCGAAAUGCAAAAUGAUCUCUGACUCUCCAAAAAUUUAGUGAUCUUUUUCCUUUCUUUUGACAGCUAUUUUGAAUUUCGCGGAAAUUACUUUUGAACACGGCAUAAAGCUUCAAAUAUUAUAUUAUUAAACUUUAAAUAUAACGUUUUGAAGCUUCAUACUCCGAUGAUUAAAUAAUUUUUUUGAACUUGUAUUCUUUAUCUUAAGUAUCCACAAAUUUUCAUAAGAAUUGAAACAACUUGAUUGAAGUUUAAACUUUUAUUAUUCGCCCUAUAAGAAAUUCUGCUCCAGUGACAAAAAUCCUGCUUUUUUUCAUUCUUUUUCUUUUUACAUGAAAUUGCAAUUUAAUUAUAUUUCGUUCAUGUUCAAUAUGUCUUCCAAGCUUGAAAGAAUGAGUUUAAUAUUAUCUUUUUUUCCCUUGCUAGCUUUGAAAGCGCAGAAACCAAUUAUUUUAUUCAUUUUUUUGACAUAUUUGCGUCGCGCUAUCGUUUUAUUGUUUUUUUGUCGAGUUGAAAAAUUAAUUGAAGUUACGCAUGUUGAAGAAAUCAAGAUUCUUUUGGAUAUUGUGUAUUUGUAUUCUAAAAAAAAAGUAGAGUUUCCCUUUUUUGUUUCGAUUUUAACCUAAGAAUUUGUUUUACCAGUUGUUUCAAAAGUUCAAAGUGUCGAAAGUUUUUAAAUUUUGCCUGUUUUUCUAUGUUCACCUUUUUUUCCAAGUAAUUUCAGCAUUUUUCUUUGCAUUUGUAACUUUAACAAACCUAUUUCUUUUAAUAUUUCUCUUUCAACUCCAACCAAUUGUUGCCUUUCGAAAGAAAGGCAGCGUUUAUUUUCAGGCCUAGGGGGAUUAGUUUCAGUUUUGUUAAGGGAAUGGAUUAGGAGGUUCAGUUUGAAGAAAAUAGAUUGCACUGGACAAUUUAUUUUUCGAAAAUAAAACAAUUCUAUGAAAUAAGCUGUACAAUUUUCAAAUGUACUCAUCAAGCUUGAAAAAAAAAAGUUUGGAAAAAAGAAACAGAAGAAUCUUUAAAAGUUUAAACUUUGUUUAAACUAGUUUAAGACUAUAAUCAUGAUACAAAACCAACUCAAUUCCUAUAAGUCAAUUUCAUUCAUUUCAAGUUUUUAUUCUCCAUUCCGCAAUCUGCACGACAAAUACAAAAAAUAAUACAUCAAAACAAUCAAAUAAAUCUAACAGCUGAUCUGUGGAAACGGCUUUGAGUAAAGUUCCAUGGUCUUAAUCAUAUUACAUAGCCUUUUUUACAUUUUUUUUUUUUGAGCUUGUUCACUAAAAUACUACCAACCAGACAGUUCAUGCUAGGAGCCAUACCAAACGCACCUUAAAAUUUUUAAAAGCACAUUAUGAACGUCUUUGAAGCUCUCCAAAGCAAUGUGAACCAUCCGGAAUGCAAAUCAAGGCUUUUUCUCCCAAAAAAUCCAUUGAAAGCCUAUGAAUUUCGGCAAAGUAUCUUAGAAAAAGAAGAAAGAUGGCGUGCAAUUAGGGGCCGGGUUCUGACCGGCCUUCGUCUAAAAAGGCGAAGACGCGUUCGAGCAAACGGAUGAAUAGAAUGGAGAAGGCGAUGAGAAACUCCUUGGGGGAUUUUCGGCCCUGUUCCUUCGUCCCGUUUCCUGCUUUCUUCCCUCCUUUCCGUUUUCCAUACCCAUAUUUAUGGGUGGAUCCUGACUUCUUGGAGUUUUUAUCAAGAUUUUGUUAGGUUUUGAAGCUACUAACUUUGUCUUUCGACCUCUCAUAGUUUUUCGAGUGUUUUCCACGUUUUGGAAGCUUCUAGCUCGAAAUUUUUGUAAAUUCAUGCUUUAAGCAGAUUUCAUCGAUAUUUUUCGUGGUUUUUAGAUUUUUUUUUUCUACCUUUUCCAGAAACCUGAGCUUCCUCGAUUUUUAGCAUGAUUUCUGCAGUUUCGAAGAACUUUAGUAGAUUUAGACUUGUUUUUCUGACUUUUACUUAUAGGUGACGUUUCAGAAGAAUUUGACUUGAAUACUUGAGAUUUCAUAUUUCCCAAUGCUUCUGAAGCAAUUUCAACUAGAAUAACCUAAAUUUAAGUUUUUUCUCUGAAAAAUUGACGAGAAAUCCAUAAUAUUCAUUUUCAUUAAAAUAAUGGCGCUAUUGGAGUUUCCUUCUUCAAAUCCAAAAGAGCAAAAUUUCGAUUUCCGACGCCUUGUAUUAUCAUUUUUUUUGCCGUUCCCCACUCAACUCCUCUUUGAGCUCAACCACCGCUUUUUAUUCCUUCUCGUUACUCAUUAUUCUGAUUCAUAAAUUACCAUCUUAUAACUAAAUUUGGACAUUCUCAUGGAAAUAACGAGAUUCGCCGAGAGAUGAGGGCAACGCGAUGCUGUCAGGAAAUUCGAGAGCAAAAGAGGGGGCGGAUUUUCUCAAAUUUCGACUCGUUUUCUCUCAUAUUUGUAGUUUUCCUAUCCUUGUUUCUUUUUUCCUUUAUUUCUUGGAGAAAUUGGAGUUUUUUUCGCCUAAACUUCUGACUGGGUUUUGAGUUUGAAAACUUUUAAAUUUGAGAGCACUAGAUUAAGAUUUUAAAACCUUCGGAAAAAUCUUUGAGCCAUUUCAACCGCGACCAGAGGCUUGUAAGAUCAGAGGAAAGGAAAAAAAUCAAUAAUUAUUUCAGAGCUUUUAAGUACGGACUUUCAAGAAAACCAUUAACCGCAAGGUUAUUCUUCAAUUUUCGCUUUAAUCUUCAUCCUCUUUAAAUUUUAUUUUUAUUAAAUCUUUUUCCCUGGAUUUAUACUCAUCUAUUUUUAUUUGAAUAUUCUUAUCAAACUCACAUAUUUUCAUCUGAAUAUUCUACUCGAACCCCAGAAAAGGCCCAAUAUUGCAGCUCGAGUACCUGAGCGGCUUCGGAAAUGAGUUUGCGACGGCGGACAAACGAGUUCCUGACGCGCUUCCCGUUGGUCAGAACUCGCCUCAGGUUUUUUUUUUCGAUUUUAUACUAUUUUGAGGAAUAUUUGAGAUCUUCUGGGAAAAUUAUUUUUUGAAGUGCCGCUUUUGUAACGCAACCAAAAAGGACUGAGAAGUCAAAAAAAUGGCCUUUGAUUUUGGGAUUUGUACUAUAAACGCAAAGUUUUUUUUGAUGAGCAGAUUUGUGAAUAAAUUGCAACUGUUGGACGAAAAAUAUUAUCAAAGUAAAGAUGUAAAAAAAUUUGAACAAUCAGUACUUUUUCCAUUUAAAAACGCUCUACAGAAAAGUAUUCGAACUUUUUUGUCGUCGUUUAUUUUUACUACUAGAGGGGUAAAAUUACUGCCUUUUUUUUGCGUCAGUUCACCUAAAAAAUAAAAAAUUGAUUUUUGCGUUCUUUUCUCAAGAGAGAGUUCGAGGGAGUAAAUAAAGAAUAGUUGACAUGAACUGUAGUACCCUUUUUUAGUCUUAUCAAACGGGAAAUAGAUUCCAAGGUUGAAAGUUCCAUCUUUUCAGUUUAGCUGGUUAGAAAAUGUUUCUUCGACACAAGAUGUUUGCCUAAUUAUCUGUUUUGUUGUUCCAUCUAUGUUGAAAAAGAAAAAAAAGUUUAUUUUGUCGGUCUGUUUCGAAAAAAAAAAAUCAAAUUCUCAAAUGAUUCGAACAUUUUCAGUUGAAAUUUCAAAUUCACGCGGAGAGAUUACCGUAAAAGUACACAUAUUGCGAUGUAUCGUUGUAGGACCCAUUCAUUCUUGACGGCUCUUGACGGUAUUUCAAUUUUGCCUAUUUCGCAUAAUUGUUUUGAACGAAUUUUUUUUUUUUGAAAUGGCCUUAGUUUUCAGACGAUCAAAGACUACCUGAAAUUAAACAUAAAUCCAUUUUUCUGGUUCAAUUUAUUUCGAAGAAGAGAAAGAAGAUUUUGUCCGGUCUAUUCUCAAGAGAGAAUUGGAGGGAAUAAAUAAGGAAUGUUGACAGGUGUGCCCUAACGGACUCUACGCCGAGCAGCUAAGUGGCACCGCCUUCACCGCGCCGCGACUCACCAACAAACGCAGGUUUUCUUCUAUUUUUUUGGAAGCUUUCUUUGAAUUACUUCUGAUUGUAAGAACACUAUACGCUCAAGAAACGGAAAAAUCGCCUCUUUUCGAUUUAUUUUCCGAGUUUUUCAGAGAGAUUUGAAUUUUAGGUGUUUUUAUUUGAUGAAUUUGAAAAUCUGUGGUUGCAUUUGGAAUGGUUUGCAGUUUUGAAAAGCUCCAGAAAAUGAAUUUUCGAGCGUGUCUAGCCUAGUAAGAGCAUUAUGCGCGACGUCCAUUCCAAGUGCGACCAAGCAAAAGUCACAGAAACUCAGUUCCAAAACCUAAUUCGAACAAUUUUUUCCAAAAAUUGAGCGAUUCUUCCUAGUUUUUUGCUCGUAGAAAGCUCAAAACUACAUUUUUUUUUUCUCUUUAUUAUCGAAUUUCAACUCAAAAAAGCACCUGGCCAAAGCGAGAAAUAUGCAUUUCUUGAGAGGUCUCUUAUAUAUUUGCCCAUUAGACCGACUAAAACCGAAAAUUGGACCCAAUUCAGUCGAAAGAGUGCAGAAAUUCGAGAAAACAAGAGAAUAAUAAUCUAAUUUCGCUAAUUUUUGAAGUUAAAAAAGUUUUAUAUAGUGAAUCGAAGCCUCACUAUCUCGUUCUGUGUUUUAUUUUUACAUUUUUCUUCCAAAUUCUUACUAGGGAAUGUUUUUUAGCCGCCGACUGGAAUUUUGAUGAAACUCGGCUGAUAUGCUCUAUGGAAUCUCCUUAUACCAAAACAACGAAAAAAUUCUCGCAAUAGACCUUGUUUCCGAAUUAUGAAACUUCAAAGUUUAGGAAAUACGCAAAUUAUGAGAAAAAAGCUGUUUCAAGCUUUUGAAGCUUCUCAACUCGGAAUCAAGAUAUAUUGCGAGAACAUAACUUUUUUGUUCUGCAUACAGAAGGUCCUAAAGUACACUUCAGCCAAGUUUCAUCAAAAAGAUCAUCCGGGGCUGGAAAUAAGUUCCCUAGUUAGUAAUUCGCUCAUGGGAUCGAUGUUCGAAAUGAAUUUUUCUAUUUUUUUACAUAUUUUUUUAUUCUUGAUUUAUAGCUGGUUCUACCGAAUCCGCCCGUCCGUUGUUCAUCGUCCUUUUAAGAAGUUUGAGAAGAAAAAGUGAGUUUUUCUGGUUCAUUUUUAGUUUUUCAAAACUCUUCUCCAAGCAGUUUCGGGCUCUAAAAAAGUAGGAAAAAUUUCUCUAUGUCAUGGAAAAUUGAUUUAUUUUAUUAUUUUUUCUUUCAGUUGGACCAAUGAUUUCGCUGGAAUCGAGCCAAAUCCCAAUCAAUACCGUUGGAAUCCGUUCCCACUGCCAGAAACUGGCGGCGUCGACUUUGUUGAGGUUUUUUUUAAUUCUAGGACGGUUUUUAAAGCUUACAUUCACAUCUGCAUAGUCAAAAUCGUUCAAAAAAUGUUAAAACUUUUUCUUUUGAGCCAACUUUGCUCCACGGCUAAUUAUCGAAAAUUUAUCUUUUCAUUGAUCUCGGUAAGGCGAAUGAAUCAAGUGAUCACUAGAAAUUAUCAAAACGCCCGGUCUGCGUUAGCGAGGUCCAGAUGAUUAAAAAACAGUUUUUCAACGAAAAUCCAAUCACUUAAGGGCCUUUAUACUGUCUGUGGCGGCGGUGACGUCAUCUCCCGGAACGGAAUUUCGAUCCACGUUUAUUCGUGCAACGAAAGCAUGCAGAACAAGGCGAUGUACAACGGGGACGGCGAUUUUUUGAUCGGUGAAUUUUUUGAAGAAUCUGAGAAUUCCGAGGAAGCAUGAAAUAACGCGAAGAACGACUUUUCGCUUCGACAAGUUUGUCGAGUUUAUUCAUGCUCCUUUGAAUUAUUUAUCAAUUAUUUUGUCCAUAAUCCUUCAAACUUCCCCUUGAUCAUUUUUUUGAUAAUUUUAUUUCUAAAUAUUCCUUUUGCAGUACCCCAACAAGGUGAGUUGGAAAUCACGACGGAGUUUGGAAGGAUCCUCGUUGGAAUCCAGGAAAUCGUCGUCAUUCCCCAAGGUUUUUAUUAUUUCAUUUUGUAGUUCUGAUGAAAAAUCCCUUCAAAGUGGAAGCUACUGGAUCAAAUGCUAGAUAAUUUGGAAAAUGAACCAUUUUUAAAAAUGAGGGCCGCAUUUGCAAUGACUCGACGCGUUGCUGUUUCAGAAUUUCAAUGUUUUUUCAAGUUAUUAGAAAAAAAUUAAUCGGGUCAUGUGAAGUUUUUUCCUAAAAUAAAGGAAAGUUUCAACUUUUUUGAUGAUCUGGAGCAAUAGUCAUACCCCGUGCGACCAAAGACAUUACUUUUUAAUUAAUAUGAGAGUAUUCAUGAAAUUGAAGGAGUCCGUUUCUCGGUCGGUGUUCGGGGCGUCUCUCGUGGCUACGUUCUGGAAGUUUUCGGAACCCAUUUCGUUUUGCCCGAUUUGGGACCGAUUGGUUGGUUUCUAAGAGUGUUCAAUACAACUCUGGCACGAUUAAAACUCAAAUUUAUUCGAGAAAGAAAGAAAAACGAUUGAAAUUACUUCAAAUGCUUUCUAAAGAAGUUAAAAAUUGAAAGAGAAUUGUCUGAAGUAGCUUAUUUUCUUGUUUUUACAAUCAAAUUUGGAAAAAGGUUCUGUACUUUGUGAAAUGCGAAAACUUUUUUCCUACUAGAGAGAGUGUUGAGAAGAGAAAGAGCGGGAGAGAUCUCCAGAGGCCUGUAGAGACGUCAGAGAAGUUGAAAAUUUCUUUUUCUGGCGUCUCUUCACGCUGAUGUAGAUCUCUUGCUUCUUCUCACUUAUCCAAAUGGAAGAGUCAGUUAUCUGAGACUCUUAUAGACAGCAGAGAAAUCAGAGAAACCCAUUCUCUUACGUCUCUUACGGCCGUCGUUGAUCUCUAGAAAACCCCUCAAAAUCGCAAUUUUUCCAGGAGCCAACGGUCUAGCGAAUGCUCGUGACUUCCAAACUCCUGUCGCCUGGUUCGAAGACCUCGAUGUACCUUUUGCCAUCAUCAACAAAUAUCAAGGAUCCUGGUUCCAGGCCGAACAGGUAUUACUUUUAUUUGACCUAUUUAUUCACUUCUGCCGAAAUUUGGUGGGCUGCGCUACUUUCUGAAAUUCAGCUAUAUAUGGUGCCUGAGUUGAAAAUUUUCAACAGCAGUGCUAAGAGAAUUGAGCUUUUUUCUAAACUUUCUCUUCAAAAAAAUGCUCUAAAUUAAAAAAAUUAUCAUUAGAUCACUCAUCGUUAACUGAAAAAUGUCACUUUUUUUCAUCUAUCGUUUCUAUCUUUCGAGCAGAUAUUCUCUUCAAACAGAGCUCAGUCAGAGAUGGCUUCAGACUUGAAAUAGUUUUAUAGCAAUGUCUGGUUUCGAUAAUAAAUCAGUAUUUGUAACAAAAAUCUCUUAUUUAUUCAUUUAUUGAAUCUUUGAGUAAUAUUUUCUUCAUUGAUUCGCCUCAAAUCUUGAAGUAAGCGAGUAUGGCGAGCGAAUCCCAUAAUUUGUUAUUUUUAUGAAGCCACUUUAACUUUCUUGUUGAAUUUUAUGAACUCUAUCACUUCCUUCUUUUUUCAAGUAUCUUCCAUGCCUUCAAUUAUCACCAGAGCACACUGAUGAUAACCAAAAAGGGUGGUAACCAGUGUGUUCUGGUGAUAACUGAAGGAAUCAAUCCUCAAAAAAUGGCUUUUUUUGCAGGAUCACUCACCGUUUGACGUGGUUGGUUGGCACGGCAACUACGUUCCGUUCAAGUACGACCUCCGCCGUUUCCAAGUCAUCAACACCGUUUCUUUCGAUCACUGCGUUGGUUUCCCUUUUUUCCUUUCGAAGUUCACUUUUUUCUGUGUUACAAUAGAAGAUUUUCAUAAGACUAAGCUCAAAAAAGGGGAUAAAUUAUUUUGGCAAUAGGGUUUACUCCAAUAAAUGGUAUCGACACUCCAUGCCCCUUUAAUAAGGAUUUCCAGGACCCGUCGAUCUUCACGGUUCUGACGGCGCCAUCACUGAAACCGGGAACGGCCGUGGCGGAUUUCGUCAUCUUCCCGCCUCGCUGGGGCUGCGCCGACCACACCUUCAGACCUCCUUACUAUCAUCGUGAGCCUGCUUAUUUGCAACCGGCUUCAUUUGGUUUUUGCUGUACUUUGAUGAUUGUUAAAAAAUCUAGAUGGUAGAAGGUUUGGUUGAGAAGUUUCUCAUAAUUAUAUGCGAAAGUGAGACUCGAUGGUUUUGAAACUGCGGCCGACUCUUAGUGGUUUGCGCUUUCUUCUAUAGAGAUUUUAGCGGUUAGAACUUCCAAAAAACGAUUUAAAUAAUAGGAAUUGAUGAUUACCCGUGUCGGACCUAUUCUGAGUUUCGCAUUCCUAUAUUUUCUAGAGAUCAUUGAGGUCAAAUGGGAACAAUGCGAAAAAAAAGGCACAAAAACCGUAAGCAAUAGAUUUAGCGACCUGAAGAAACUUCAGAGAAACAAAGACACUCUAAUUGUCUCUCGUCUCUUCUUGCUUCGGUUAGUCUUUCGCUCCCACAUUCUCAAAGUUGUUUUUUUAGUGAAAAGACUUGAAAAUUUCGUAAAGACUAAUCAUUGAAUGUAAGAGAGCAAGAUGUCCGAAAAAGACUCAAAAAAACUUUUUUUCAAAAAAAUUUUUCCCGUAAAAAAAUCCUUUUCUAUCAAUAUUAAUCUGUCCCCUUCAAAAUAACAAAACUGCAAGUUUCUCUUAAGCCCACAAAUUGCACGUUUUGUCAUAGGAAAUUGAUAGGUGCCUUAUUUUUCAAGUGAAGACUUGUUAUUCUGUUCGUAUAUUCGAGAUUUUUCUAGGAAACUGCAUGUCGGAAUACAUGGGCUUGAUUACCGGCGUCUAUGAGGCGAAGGAAGGUGGAUUCAAGCCUGGCGGUUCGUUUCUUUGUUUUUUCCAAGUUCUAAUGUAUGAGCUGGAUUGUUACUUUGAUCACGUAUAGAUUUUGUGGCGUGCAGGGGGAGCAGGAAUGUUUCACUUUACUCGAAAACGUCUCUUUUAAGUCGAGUUUAGGAUAGCCAUGAAACUACUUAGUUUAUGAACAAGGAAAAAGUGUAUAGGAUAUUUUUUGCAACCAGUAUGAAGACGGUCAGCAAUAAAACAAGAAAAAAAGUUUCCAGGCGGUUCCUUGCACCCAAUGAUGACGCCGCACGGACCCGACUUUGCUUGCUUCGAAAAAUGCUCUCAAGAAUCGCUUCAACCCGUCCGCGUUGCCGAGAACACCAUGGUAAGCCGCAUUCGGAAUGAUUCAAUGUGUUGCGGUUGCGGUGCGGCUUUUUAUAACACCCUGUUAUGUCACAGAGCACUUCGUUUUUAGUCGGAUACCCGUAAUAUACAGAAAAAAUAGCAUUUUUCUGAUUUUGUUUUUUUUUCAUGCUACCUAGCUUUCAAGAACUCGUUGAAUAAGUUCAUUUUUCUGCGAGAUCGUAGUCAGUCGCAGAGAUGGAGAUCUAGAGUCGUUUUGAGUCGGGCGCACUCUCAAAAGCGCUUCAAAAUACUUCUGAUUGAACCGUUUCUAAACCUUUUUCGGGAUACCUUUGUUUUUGUAGAAAAUUGAAUUUUUCCAGUCAUUCAUGUUCGAAAGCUCGCUGAACAUGGUUAUUACUCCUUGGGCGAUCCACGAACACGUCGACACCGGAUAUUACAAGGAUUGGCUGUCCCUCAAGAAGCACUUCAAGUUGCCGAGUGAGAGAAAAGUAUUCAAAAAAUCGUAAAAGCAAUUUUCGAACAAUUGUUUUUGAUUCGACGCCAGAAACUAGUGGGAUCACUCUCAAUGCAAUCGGCGCAUAUUCUUCCAAAAUUUAAAAAAAACGCUUUUUUUUACCCUGAAAGCAAGAUGUAAAUGCGAGAUAAAACCUGGCGCAAAAGUAGGCGUGGCCUUGAAGCAAGCCGUGCAUCUAAUAUUUUUCAUCUAAUAUUUUUCAGACCAGCAGAAAAAGUAA
Messenger RNA from Caenorhabditis auriculariae, 11838 nucleotides. NCBI's taxonomy places the organism in Eukaryota, Metazoa, Nematoda, Chromadorea, Rhabditida, Rhabditidae. The record is from the annotation of a GenBank genome assembly.